Dermatophagoides farinae (American house dust mite) is the source of this 2690-nucleotide messenger RNA. The record is from RefSeq and is a predicted model, not a curated record. Lineage: Eukaryota; Metazoa; Arthropoda; Arachnida; Sarcoptiformes; Pyroglyphidae.
CUGAUGAUGAUGAUGAUGGCAUCAAUAAUACAGGCAUCAUCAUCAUCAUUAGAAAAUUAUUUCAAUGAUGAUACUGGUACUUCGAUAAUGGCACGGCCAUCACCAUAUUCACCAGAUUAUCAUCCAGAAUGUGACAUAAUAUUACCAGCUUCAUAUUCAUUUAUGAAUAAUUUAGAAGAAAUGACUGAAUUAUCACCACCACUACCAACACAACCACAAUCGUUACCACCGGUUAUUAAUCUAGAUGUUAAUGAUAAUUAUCCACCACCACCACCAUCAUCAUCAUCAUAUUAUUAUCCCAAUGAUAAUGAUGCAUUAACAAAUGCCGAGCUAAUAUUGACCAAUCCUAAUCAUCAUCAUGGUGCAUUAGGUGGCAUUUCAUUCCGGUCUUCAGCAUCGACAAUGCAUCCAAUUUUGCAAAAAUAUUUGUCUGCUAUUACUGGCAACAAUCAUCAUAUAACAAAACGUUCCACGCCAUAUAUGAUGACCGGUGGUGGUGGUAAUAUCUGUCUAAAUUAUCAGGAUAUUAAUCAAGCAAUACAAUCGGCAAAAAUGUCACUGGGCAUGUUUAGUAUACCACAGGAAAAUAAUCAUUUAUCAUCCGAUUAUCCUAAACCAGAACAUGUAGCAAAAGUUGGUGAAUUAUUAGUGAAAGCAUCGGAAAUUCUUUCACGUUCAUAUGGCUUGAGUAAAGAAGCCAUUGUUUAUGGUUUACCAAGGAUCGAUACAACCAAUACAAUUAUACGUGAUAUGUGUCCAUCGAUAAUGAAACCAGUGAAAUGUGAAUCAAAUAAAUAUCGUACUCUCAGUGGUAUGUGCAAUAAUCUUGAAUAUCCAAGCUGGGGUUCAACACGUUCAGCAAUGUUACGUUAUAUGCCACCUGAUUAUGCUGAUGGAUUAUCGGCACCAAGAAUGGCUAAAAGUGGCCAACCAUUGCCACCACCACGUGUUGUUUCAUUUGUAUUGCAUCAGGCUGAUGAAAAUGAUUAUGAUACUGAAGUAACCUAUUUGGUUAUUGCAUGGGGCCAGAUGGUUGAUCAUGAUUUAACAUUUGCUUCAAUGCCAAAAGAUAAAAAUGAUCAAUCAAUUAAAUGCUGUAAAUAUGCACCACAACAACGACAUCCAAAUUGUUAUCCAAUACAAAUGCCAAAUGAUGAUCCAUAUUAUAAAUUUUAUCCAAGAAAAUGUAUGGAUUUUGUUCGAUCAACGGCCGGUGUGAAACCAAAUUGUCCAUUAGGUCCACGACAUCAGAUAAAUGUUGUGUCAUCAUUUUUGGACGCUGAUUGUAUAUAUGGUGGUGCCAUUUCCACUACAAAACGUAUACGUGAAUUUAAUGGUGGCCGAUUGAAAUCGACAAAAGUCUACAGACAAAUGGGUCUUAAAGAUUUAUUACCAGCUAAAACAAAAAAUCCUGAUCAAGGAUGUGAACGUAGUGGACGUACAUCGAAUUCUUAUUGUUUCGAUACAGGUGAUACACGUUCCAAUGUACAAUUGCAGCUUACGGUUUUACACACCAUAUGGUUACGACAUCAUAAUCAAAUUGCCGAUGUUUUGAGUGAAAUUAAUCCACAUUGGUCGGAUGAAAAAUUAUUCCAAGAAACACGUCGUAUAGUAUCGGCAAUGAUACAACAUAUUACAUAUAAUGAAUUUUUACCGAUUGUUGUUGGUCGUCAAACAAUGACAAAAUAUGGAUUAAAUCUACAAAAAUUUGGCUAUUAUCAUGGUUAUGAUGCAAAAAUUAAUCCCGGCAUUCGUGUUGAAUUUCAAGCAGCCGCUUUUCGUUUUGGACAUUCAAUAGUUCCGGAUACAGUGGAUCGAUUUAAUAAAUUUCAUCAGAAAAUUGAUUCAGUUCGUCUUGCAUCGGUAUUACGGCAACCAUUUAGCCUCUAUCAUCCUGGUGUAAUGGAUUCAUUCAUUUUUGGUAUGGUCAAUCAACCUGCUUAUCGUGUUGAUGUUACAAUGGCCAAUGAAAUUACAAAUCAUCUGUUUCAAAAACCUGGUGAACAAUUUGGUCUUGAUUUAGCGGCUAUAAAUAUUUUACGUGGACGUGAAAUGGGUGUACCUGGUUAUAAUUAUAUGCGUGAAUAUUGUGGUAUGCAACGUAUCAAACAUUUUACCGAUCUUUAUGGCAUAGUUCAUAAUGAAACUGUUCGACGUUAUAUGGAACUUUAUGAACAUGUGGAUGAUAUUGAUUUCUGGUCGGCUGGUAUAGCAGAAUUUCCAUUAAUGGGUGCUAUGGUUGGACCUACAUUUGCAUGUAUUAUUGCCGAACAAUUUGCUCAAAUACGUAAAGGUGAUCGUUUUUGGUAUGAAAAUGGCCAUGGUACAACGAAAUUUUCAAUGGAUCAAUUGUCUGAAAUUCGGAAAACAAAAUUAGCCCGUAUCCUAUGUGAAGCGGCUGAUGAUAUGGAAAGUAUACAGCUUUAUCCAUUAUUGGCAGCACAUUCUACAUCAAAUCCUCGUGUCAAUUGUGCCGAUCUACCUGAAAUGGAUCUAACAUCAUGGCGUGAAUCAUAUCUACCAUAUGACAAUAAUGUUGGUAAUGGUAAUAUCGCUGUCAUGAAUACAAUAAUCGAUGAUUAUAAAGCUAAAUCGAAAGCUAAAGCUAAAGCAAAAGCAUAAAACAUACACACACACACAAGAUGUGAUGAUGACAAUGUAUCGUUUCAUCGAUCAUCAAAAAAAAAACA